AUGCCUCACAAAGAUGUCGAGAAAGGCUAUCACAGUGAGGAGGAGAAAUCGGCUCCACUGCUGGCCAAUGACAGAACCAGGCCAGCCAGUUACGAAGGACGACAAAGACCUCCCAGGCCUCGGAAACCAACGUCCAAUAGUAUGCCACCCCCACCGCCAACUCCACCAGCCAAAAAGCUGACCCUGGACAUAUCAUCAGUUCUAUCGACCCCGGAUCAUACUCCAGGAUUGGACACAUCAGGAUUACCGAAGAAAUUCUUCCGAAGUGACAGAAGGCUGCGACGCCUGAAUACAGAACUGCUUGACGCUAUAAGAAACUACGAUGUCGAAGAAGUUGAAAAGCUUCUCAAGGAAGGAGCGAAUCCUAAUGCAACUUGUCGACUGGAUUAUGUAUCAGCAAUUCAUUUGGCGGCCAUGGAAGCAGGAGAUUUUCUGGACUUACUUCUAAAACAUGGUGCAGAAAGACACCGUCAGGAUAGAUUGGGAAGAACACCGCUCCAUCUAGCCGCAUUCACUGGCAAUGCUAGACAAAUGGCUAUACUCUUGGAUCUACCAGAAGGUUAG
Molecule: messenger RNA, 564 nt
Organism: Danaus chrysippus (African queen)
Lineage: Eukaryota; Metazoa; Arthropoda; Insecta; Lepidoptera; Nymphalidae
Source: the annotation of a GenBank genome assembly